Linum trigynum is the source of this 498-nucleotide messenger RNA. The record is from the annotation of a GenBank genome assembly. NCBI's taxonomy places the organism in Eukaryota, Viridiplantae, Streptophyta, Magnoliopsida, Malpighiales, Linaceae.
AUGGUGUCAACGAAGUCCAUGCAAGCAGCUGAGAAGGCCGCCAAGGCGGCGCAGGAGCAGGCCGUGGCCGCGGUCACGAUGGGGCUGCCGUCCUCCGGCGAUGGCGGGCAGGGAGUUCCUAGUCCCCGGGACGGGGAGCUGGAAGAUGAGACGGAGAUCGAGACGAUCCGAGCCACCAUGGAUCGCCUGGUGGUUGCGUUCGAGAGGGAACGCGUGGAGAGGCCGGCAGAGAGGCCCGAGCGGGAGGAGGAAACCCGGCGGAUCUGGAGCAGGUUCGAUGAGGUCCAGGCGACCCUGGAGACGCUGCGGGGCGCGCCAAACCCCCCACCGAAAAGCAACGCCGGCGGUGCAGGGGAGGGUGGGCUGAGCGCGACGGGGGAGCCGCCGGCGGGCGGCGGCGCGGAGAGGAGCGGGCUGGUCGCGGCGGGCGGCCGUGGUGAUGGAGACGGCUGCGGUGGCGGCCGCGGUAGGCGAGGGCGACCAGGCCGGCGCGACUGA